UUUUCGCCAUCAUAUGUCUCUCUGUGGCUGCGGCGAGUGGUUAGAGCGCAAAAUCACGAUUCGGUAGAAUAGCCUAUAUUCGAAUACAAAUCAAACGGCGUAAAGCGGCCCGUAAGCCUACAUAGGCUAAUGGACUACAUUCGCUUACACCACUAGACGUUUUACCAGGGCCUCUGUUUUGGCGGCGCACAAAGCAAUGUGGAGCAAAUAAAGAUCGUGGUGACACUGAGACUCGAGAAUUUAGAGAAUGGGCUGUGUGCAAUGCAAGGACAAAGAAGCAACUAAACUAACGGACGAGCGCGACACCAGCAUCUCGCAGAGUGCCGGCUACCGCUAUGGAGCCGACCCCACACCGCAGCACUACCCCACCGGCUUCGGCGUCACCGCCAUCCCCAACUACAACCGCUUACGCGCCGGGUUGCUUGGGGAGCAUGACCGCUCGAGGGUAAGAGUGCACGUCAGCAAGCAGGCGGCGGCCGCCCAGGGGCCCCUGCUGUGUCCAUGUGAGCGCCCAGUGCGGCGCUGGAGAGGAGGUGAGGAUCACAGCAGCAGGGCCCGGUCAGAUGACUGUGUGCUUGUGCGCUCUGGCGGUCGGGGCUGUCGAGUGUCACUCUGUUCGUGGCUGUAUGACUAUGAGGCGCGCACUGAGGAUGACCUGAGCUUCAGGAAAGGAGAGAAGUUUCAGAUCAUCAACAGCACGGAAGGGGACUGGUGGGACGCGCGCUCUCUCACUACGGGCGGAACCGGCUACAUUCCUAGUAAUUACGUGGCCCCCGUGGACUCCAUCCAAGCCGAAGACUGGUACUUUGGCAAGCUGGGCCGGAAGGACGCCGAGAGGCAGCUGCUGUCCACAGGCAACCCCCGAGGCACCUAUCUCAUCCGCGAGAGUGAAACCACCAAAGGGGCCUUCUCUCUGUCCAUACGGGACUGGGACGACGUCAAAGGCGACCACGUGAAGCAUUACAAGAUCCGCAAACUGGACAGCGGCGGCUACUACAUCACCACCCGAGCGCAGUUUGAGACGCUGCAGCAGCUGGUGCAGCACUACUCAGAGCGGGCAGCAGGGCUGUGCUGUCGCUUGGUGGUGCCCUGCCACAAAGGAAUGCCCCGUCUGACCGACCUGUCCGUCAAAACCAAAGAUGUGUGGGAGAUCCCGCGGGAGUCGCUGCAGCUCAUCAAGCGUCUGGGGAAUGGGCAGUUUGGGGAGGUCUGGAUGGGCACGUGGAACGGCACCACUAAGGUGGCGGUGAAGACCCUGAAGCCGGGCACCAUGUCCCCCGAGUCCUUCCUGGAGGAGGCCCAGAUCAUGAAGAAGCUGCGGCACGACAAGCUGGUGCAGCUGUACGCUGUGGUGUCCGAGGAGCCCAUCUACAUCGUCACCGAGUACAUGGGCAAAGGAAGCCUGCUGGAUUUCUUGAAGGACGGAGAAGGACGAGGGCUGAAGCUGCCAAACCUGGUGGACAUGGCUGCUCAGGUGGCCGGGGGGAUGGCCUACAUCGAGAGGAUGAACUACAUCCACAGAGACCUGCGCUCGGCCAACAUCCUGGUCGGGGACAACCUGGUGUGCAAGAUCGCCGACUUCGGCCUAGCCCGGCUGAUCGAGGACAACGAGUACACGGCAAGGCAAGGUGCCAAGUUCCCCAUCAAGUGGACAGCCCCAGAGGCUGCUCUGUACGGCAAGUUCACCAUCAAGUCAGACGUCUGGUCAUUCGGCAUCCUGCUCACCGAGCUGGUGACCAAGGGACGAGUGCCCUACCCAGGCAUGAACAACCGUGAGGUGCUAGAGCAGGUGGAGCGUGGCUACAGGAUGCCGUGUCCCCAGGACUGCCCCAGCUCCCUGCACGAGCUCAUGGUCCAGUGCUGGAAGAAGGACCCCGAGGAGCGGCCAACCUUCGAGUACCUGCAGGCCUUCCUGGAGGACUACUUCACCGCCACCGAGCCCCAGUACCAGCCCGGAGACAACCUUUAAGCCCC
Molecule: messenger RNA, 1974 nt
Organism: Alosa alosa (allis shad)
Lineage: Eukaryota; Metazoa; Chordata; Actinopteri; Clupeiformes; Clupeidae
Gene: fynb
Product: FYN proto-oncogene, Src family tyrosine kinase b
Exons: 14
Coding region: 248-1969 (573 amino acids)
Biological process (GO): innate immune response; cell surface receptor protein tyrosine kinase signaling pathway; cell differentiation
Cellular component (GO): extrinsic component of cytoplasmic side of plasma membrane
Molecular function (GO): non-membrane spanning protein tyrosine kinase activity; ATP binding; signaling receptor binding
Source: RefSeq, a predicted model, not a curated record